GCAAUAGUAUACUAACAAAAUAAAUAGCUAUGUUAACUUUCAAUUACGUUGUUAAAGCAGCUUUGCAGUUGUAACAGUGUUUGAGGUUAGCCCCGAUGCUAGGAAGCUGACAGAGAUUACAGGGACAUAAAAUAUUUUCUUCAAAAACAGAAAUAGGCAAGUCGUAAAUGUUUGUAAGAUGGCAAAAACUGGUCAAGAUGACACCGACUAUGAUCGACAGUUUCAAGAAGAUUUGGAAAAGGCACAGGCACUUAGCCUGGAAACCCUUGCACUCGAAAAAUUCAGGAUGGAGAAGUUAAGAAUGGAACUUCACCGAUAUCAAAGUCAAACAGAAAAAGACCAAAAAAUUAGGAUAUUGAAACAAGAUAAAAGCUUCUCAAGGGAAUCAUCAGUUGAAUCAACGAUUUCUACUUCAAUUGAAAGUCGCUCGAGACCUCGUCCUGGUUCUUUCAAUACAGGUGGACCCUGUGUGUACCAGAUCAAGCCCCCGCCUGCUGGACGGCGCAACAGUGUUGCCACCCCCGCCACUAGUGACCUCAUAUCAUUCACCAGCCCCACCAACACUCACAAUUCAACUGCCGCGGCAAACCCACCUCACCAGUUCCACCUGAGUAACAACCAAAAACCCACUUCAAGCAUUCUGGCUGAACAUUCCAUAAAAAAUCUGUCUUGUCUACCAUCAACAUCAUUACGGAGUGGGUUCCAAGACAUAGGUUUUGACUUGACCAACCUGGGCUCAGAGCUGAGUGGUAUUACACCACUUUCCACUACGUCUACCUUCCCUGCAGCUCCUCCCCCAGGGUUCUUCAUGUCUCCGCACCCCUCUAGUGGGCAUCAUGCUGUCAACCCCUACAUGUACAGCUUUGACCUGUCUGCAUCUACAGCUACACCUACAGCUACUCCUGUGCCAACACUGUCAUCUGGAUCUACCUCAACCACCACUACACUCUACAAUGGCUGCAACAACAGUGUGAAUGUUCUGAAGACUGUAGAGAAAAGGGACAACAGCAACCUAAUAGAUCUGACUCCGUUCGACUCUGAGCUACCUCAGAGAGACAGAUGUGUAAGAGUCAGUCUACUGGAGGCCUUUGACCCGCUCCUCACCUCCUCCCAGGCCUACUCACAGUCCACACUGGCUGAGGACACUGAUAUGAGGGAAGACGACCAGUCUGAAUGUUCUGGAAGUGUUUACGACCCGUAUGACCCGUUUGACUACUUGUACUCCCCACCCUCCAUAGCUGGCAGUCAGGCCUCGGACCCCAUCUACGCGGCUGUAGUCAAAGCUUCCCCCAUCUCUCCUCCCCCCCUGCCACCACGCAACACUGCUGCUAAGCUUAGUGCCGAGCGGAAGUCCCAUCGACAGAGCAAGUUAUACGACAGUGUGUUGGUGGAGAAGCACAAGCCCGUCCUCACAGACCCAGACCUCGUAGCAUUCCACACCAUGGUCAAGGCUCUUAGAGCUGAGUUUGUCCACUCUGACCCGUACACCAACGUUGGCCUGGUUAUCAGCCCUUUGAUUGAGAGUUCCUAUCUACAAGGUACAAGUGUCAAGCUGACCAUUCACUGUCCUGACAAGGAACAACCUCUCACCUUCACCAGUGAUGUGAGCUGCAGCAUCGACCUGGUCAUGGAACAAAUCAUCUGUGGCUUGCUGGAUGCAGGGUCGCCUACGGACUAUGUCCUCAAGGUGUGGGGUCUAGCAGAGUAUCUAACGACCCAUACACAACUAGCAGACUACGAGUAUGUCCACCAGUGUAUCAAACUAGAGCAGGAUAUCCGGCUGGUCUUAGUCCAUGUAGACCACUUGCCUCGUCCUCUGGCUAGAACGCCUCAAGAUGAUGAGAGAGAUAAAGAUUUAACUCUCGAAGAUCUCUUACCUAAGGAACCAGUGCAACCAAUAUCUCGUGAAACCCUUCAAAUUCUUCUUGAGACUCUAGAGAGAGAGAUGGAGAGAGUUGAGGCUGCAGGAGAAGGCAGUGUCCAGCCACAUAAGGUGACUCAGGCUGUCAAGGCUGUGUGUGCUCUACUAGGUAGUGUGGAGACAUUGGCCAUCACACAAGCUCUGGAGGCGUUCAAUCGUGCUUGUGGCCAACUCAGUCAGACUCCUCAGGAGGAGAGUUGGAGGCGGCCAGAGAUUGUAGAUGAGGACGGAGACUACUCGGUAGUGUUGUUCCCAGGAGAGAUGGCAUCUGAAACCAUCUCAGGACACUGUGAGAGGAUACGAGAAGCUGUCCAGGGCUUGAUACAGACAUACGCCUUGGCCUUCCGGGUGGACUUCCAGAUCACAGACUACUUGGCACCAACUAAUGACACUACCAAGCUGUCCUCGGAGGUGUUGGACACAGUACUGGUCCAUGUGGAGUGUCUCCAUCGUCUGUCGGCCAGUUGGACCCAUGACACAUACAUGGUCGCUGGUCAGCUGUACCACGGCACCCGACCUGUAGGCCAUCCUGUACUGUCAAAGCCAACAUCUCCAUCCACCUCCCUUUACAACCGGAUUGUCUUUGAUUCAUGGUUGAACUUUGAGGGCAUGUCAGUGUGUGAGUUACCCCGAGAGUGCCGUCUUGUGCUGGUGGUCUACGGUCGCUCCGUCACCCCAGCGGCCGAGGGAGAGAACGCAGCAGCAGCACAGGAGAUGACUCAGGUGGAGCUGGGCUGGUCCGCUGUGCAGUUCUUCAAUUACAAUGGGGUCCUGGUGCAGGGCAGCCUGUUGUUGUCUGUCUGGCCUCCAGGAGCUGACAAGAGAUUGGGACCUGCCCCCGCCUCUGGCACCCAGCCCCACGGAGACACUCACCCUGUGCUGGGGGUGGAGUUGCCUGACUAUGGCAGUAGAGUGGAGUUUCCCCCUCUCAUCAAAGAGGUCGAACAAGACUCCUUCUCCACAUCCCACGAUUUUGAGUCGUUGGAUGGAAACACACAGGAUCUGCUAAAGGACAUCAUUGCUCAGGACACAUUCACCAGGCCACUACUGGAGGACAGAGAGAUUCUGUGGGAGAAGAGGCACUACCUGGUGUCUCAGCCUCAAGCCCUACCCAAGGUGUUGCUGGCCGCCCACAGCUGGGACUAUGCUUGUUUGUCUGAUCUUCAUGCUAUGCUGCACACUUGGGCUCCCCUGGAACCUGUCAGUGCCCUUCAGCUCCUACUUCCAUGUUUCCCAGACAGAGAGGUGCGAAGAGUAGCUGUAUCUUGGAUCCAGGAUCUCUCUAGUGAUGAGCUGGUAGACUAUCUGCCUCAGCUGGUACAAGCACUGAAGCAUGAGACAUACGAGACUUCUCCUCUCGCCAGACUGUUACUGGAGAGAGCUCUAACAUCACCUAGAGUUGCUCACCACCUCUACUGGCUGCUCACUCAGGCUCUGCCGGGUAACAGUCCACAGAACUCCAGUGAGGUGGGGGUAGAGGACCAAAGUGUGUGUGAGGCGAGAUACUUCCGUCGUCUGCAGCUGAUCCUCAGAGCCUUGCUGGCGAUAUCUGGAGAAGCUCCUCGUCAACGCUUCAUGUCUCAGCAACUCCUAGUCAAGAGCCUGUAUGAGGUGGCAGAGACAGUGAAGACCACAAAGGAGUCACACAGGAUGAAGGCUCUACUAGCCUCACUGGAGGGUGUACAUGCGUCACUGGAGGCUACUAGCACAUGUCUGCCGCUGGGGCCGAGCAUGGAGGUGGCUGGGGUACAAGUGCGCUCCUGCUCAUACUUCCCCUCCAACACUCUCCCUCUCAAGAUCAACUUCAACUGUGGUGAUAGCUGCAUCAUCCCUGCUAUCUUUAAGGUUGGAGAUGAUCUACAGCAGGACAUGCUAACACUGCAGAUGAUCCGUAUCAUGGACAAACUGUGGCUGAAGGAGGGACUGGAUCUCAAGAUGGUCACCUUCGCAUGUGUACCCACUGGCACCAAGAGAGGUAUGAUAGAGAUGGUGACGGAGGCUGAGACGCUGCGCAAGAUACAGGUGGUAGAGUUGGGUCCUGCAGGCUCAUUCAAGGACCGAACCAUCGCAGAGUGGCUGGCCAAGCACAAUCCCUCCGCUCUUGAGUAUGAGAGAGCUGUGGCUAAUUUCACAGCAUCCUGCGCAGGGUACAGUGUGGCCACUUAUGUGUUGGGUAUCUGUGAUCGUCACAACGACAACAUCAUGCUCAAGACAUCCGGACACUUGUUCCACAUUGACUUUGGCAAAUUCCUCGGCGACGCUCAGAUGUUUGGCAACUUCAAAAGGGACCGGACACCGUUUGUACUGACCUCAGACAUGGCCUAUGUGAUCAAUGGAGGAGACAAGCCUUCAGCCAAGUUCCAUCACUUUGUGGACCUCUGUUGUCAAGCAUUCAACAUUGUGCGCAAACAUGGCAACUUGAUACUCAACCUAUUCGGAUUGAUGGCCUCCUCCGGUAUCUCUGGUGUGACCAUGGAUGCUGUCCGCUACAUCCAGCGCUCACUGUUGCUGGACCUGACUAAUCCUGAGGCAGCAGCCAUGUUUGCUCGUAUGAUCCAGAGUUCCCUCAAGUCCUGGUUCACUCAGUUCAACUUCUUCCUUCACAAUCUGGCACAACUGAGGUUUACCGGAGACCACAAUGAUGGGGAACUGCUCAGUUUUGUUCCUCGUACAUACUCGAUGGCUGCAGAGGGUAGACUACAGAGUGUGGAGGUGUAUGGGUAUCAGAAGCGAUACGACCCAGACAAGUACUACACAUACAUACUGAGGGUACAGAGAGUCAGCCAGAGAGACCCGACAUACCUGUUCCGCUCAUACAAGGAGUUUGUAGAGUUCCAGCAGAAACUUUGCAUCCAUUUUCCCUUGGCUAAGUGUUACAGCCUGCAGAGCACUUCGCUACACAUGGGCAGAUCCAACAUCAAGCAAGUGGCAGAGAAGCGGCUGGUGGACAUCAAGCGAUUCCUGGUGUCACUGUUCAAGAUGGCUGAUGAGAUCUGCCACAGUGACCUUGUUUACACUUUCUUUCACCCAUUACUGCGUGAUCAACAGGAGGCCAGUAUCCACGAGCAGAAACUCAAGGAACGCAAGAAGGAGAGGAUUAUCAACAGUGACUCCUGGAGGCUGAGAGGACAGCUAAAACUCUCCUUGCACUACCAAAGGGGCACUCUCAUGGUAAUGGUCCACCAUGCUCGGGAGUUACCAACAGCUAAUGGCCAAGAACCCUCCACCUAUGUCAAGGUGUACCUCCUGCCAGACCCUCACAAGCAGACCAAACGCAAGACCAAGGUGAUCAGGAGGAGCUGCCACCCGUCCUUCAUGGAAAUGCUGGAGUAUCGUAUGCCACUGGAGAUAGUUCAACACCGUGUACUGCAGGCUACAGUGUGGAACCACGAUCCUCUGCAGGAGAAUGAGUUUCUGGGAGGAGUGUCACUUCCUCUGGAAUCUCUAGAUCUGGGCCGUGAAACUGUCCAAUGGUAUGGACUGGGCAAUGUACAUAGAUAACACUACACCAGACAGCAGAUCAAAUACUUAUAUUAGUUAGGUAAAUGCGUUAAAUUUAUUAUGUUUAUAGUGAAUAGUGUAAUUCCUACAGCUUGUGAUCUUUUUUUAACCGUGUCUAUACAAAUAUAUAUUUUAUAUCCUUUGAAAGGAAUAAUAUACAUUAUUAUUUCUUUCCAAUGUUCUGAUCAACUACUUAUUCUACGAAACCUUCUUGAUCGGAACACCCCAUCACCGCGCCGUGCCGAUGGCGUGAUGUCAGUCUCUUCUCUUGAGGGAACACCAAUCACCAUUACCGCAACGAUACGGACUAAAGCCAUCAGCCUCGGUGGUGUAGUGGAUAGUGUACCGUACUAAACUGAUGAACUGUAGGCAGCCGGAUCAAAUCUCACCGGGGACGUUAACUUUUUGUCAAAAGAUUUAACUUAGAAUAUGAUUACUUCUUAACUGUACAUCUUUUGUUAGAAUUUAAGGCAUUUAUAAUUUUAUUUUAUGAACAGAACUAUUUUUUGAUUAGUAAACCUUCAUUUGAUUUUUUCAUUAUCAGCAAGUUUGGUUAGGUUAUGACAGUUAAAUUAAAUUUAAUUUAAAUUUAACCUACAUACGAUACAUUUUUACAAUGACAGUGAUAGAGAAAACAAUUUGCCGCGAACAGUUUGGCUAUGCACGGUAUGAUGCGGAAGCACUCGGCACGGCGCAGUGGUGGUGGGUGUUCCGAUCGGGAAGGUCUCGUCUUAUUCUUAACUCAAAUUAGUCAAAUUUAGUAUUUUUUUAUUUUUUUUAAUUUGUAUCCAAUAAUUUAUUUAAACCACUUGUUCUUGUGCUGGUUGAUAUUGCUUGUGCAGUCAGUAGCACUGGUUUUUUUUUGCUGUUGUUUAUUCUGAUGGUGUUUGUACAAGCACAUAAUAACUUAAGUUUAAAAGAUGCUCAUUAGGUAUUACUACUCAGUAGACCUAAAAAUGUAUAACGUUUUGUGUAUUAGUAUAUUUCAUCCCUAGGGUGUAAAGUGAGCUCGGGUUGAAAAGAAUCUUUAUGCCCUUGUAAUAAACUAUAUUUUUGUCAUAUUGCACCAUCAAGCAAACUAAGGUACUAAACAAAAUAGUUUUCAUGUAAAGAUAACCUCUCAAAACUUUUUCUAACUUGUUCUCAAUUUUGCUAAUGCAAACAAGCAGCUGUUUAGUAAAUUAUUCAAUUAUUUUGUCUAUUGUGAUUGUGUUAGUGUACAUUAUACUAUCGCAAUAUGUCGAAUUAUUGACAAGAACGGCUCAUUAAUCUACUACCUUACAUCAAUUGACAAAUGUGAUUGCCUACAAUCGAUGUUCACAACAGCUGAUUUUAUUCCAUAUGGAUUACUCCUUAGGAAGAAAAAGAGCUGUUUAAAAAAGAAACUGUUUUUAAAAAGGUAUAUUUGUUGGCCAGUGCUACUAGUCUACCAAGCAUUUCCAGGUUGGCAAAACCAACGGAAAUAAAAUUUAUCUGCCGAUUGUGGCCAGUUCAGUUGACUUGAUUGAUUAUGUUAAAAUUGAUUAAGACAACCUAAAAGUAAUUUUUCUGAUUGCAAAGGGUUAAUUAACAAUUUGUUAUUGUUGCUGAAUGUCAGAUUUACAUAAAUGACUGUUAUAAUUUUUGCACAAUUAGUUAAGCUGUUUUAUAACAAGAUUUAAAGUUUCACAACUCAUUUAAAAAAAGGUAUUCUUGUUUAAUUUUGGAUUAUGGUUCAUUUAUGAAAGCAAGUGCAUUCUUAUGACAAUGUUGAAUGUUGUUAAGUCAAACUAAUGCUUUGCUUUAGCUGAACAAAUGUGGAGUCAAUUUACUUCCUUUAAAUUCAAGUAUAAUUUGGGUUUCUUUAUAUCUUCUGUCAGUUUUCUUUCAACAUUGUCUCAAUUUGAAAAGUGUGUCAAAGUAUUGGCAAAUUAUUACUUGCUGGACAACUAACUUACCGAUUGCACUAAAUACAAUGCAAUCAUUAUAGCUUUAACAUUUGUUUACUUAAAUGUGAUUUUUGUCAAAAUAGGUAUGGAAUUCAAUGUUUACCAAUUACUAGGGUUAUUUUCAAAAUUUGUAUCCAACAAUUAAGUGUUGUAGCUUAUGCACAUGUUCCACUUUGUUUGUAACCCCUAUAUGUGUAGUAGUUGUAUAAAUGUGUCCAUAAUCAGCGCACAAAACAUAUGACAUAUUUGGUCUUCUCUCUCUCUCCACUUUGCCUUGUAUUCUCUUACACCAAUAAUUAGUCACUUUAACAUCAAUAAUCAAGUAUGGAUCAGAUACACAACCGUGUUUCUGAAAUAAUGAAAUGUACACUUAGAGGUUUUCAAGCAUUAUCUAUUUUUUGCUUAAAUGUUCAAAGCAUUGUUAAUGUUAUAAGUUCAGUGAGCUUAUUUAGCACUAUUUAACUAACCUUUAAUGUUAUACCCUAUCUAUUUAUUCGACUUUAUUGAGGAUUAAAAUUACAAAAACAAUACUUUUGAAAAGACUUGCGAUAUUUUAUAUUACUGUUGCUCAGGAUGUUUGUCUACCGAAUGUUUUUGACAGUUAUAGAAACAUGUGUCCCGUCUUUGAAAAUUUAUUGAUUAACUAUAAAUCUGUUUACAUUAAUUUGUUGAAUAUUAUUGUUAAGCUAUAAACACAGGAGGCAUUUUCUUAACCAUCCACCUUAUACAUGGCCAUGAUCCACCCUAGUAAAAAGUUUGUCGUAAAUUAUUAGAAAAUUUAUUUAGAAAUAUUUCAAAAAAUAGUUGUUUAGCCUCCGGAUUACUGUAUUAUACUUAAAAUGGUUUACAAUACCUGCAUAUAUAGUCCUCGCCACCCUAAGUUGAGGCAGCCAAAGGCCACACGGCGUAUAUGUAGUGCGGCCUUCGGCUGCCUCAACUUAGGGUGGCGAGGACUAUAGUAAUCCUUGGUUGCUGAUUUUGGCAACUAGUUUUGGUUCAUUAUUGAACCAUCUUCAGGUCUCAAGAUGUCAAAUAAUCACUUCAUUUGAAGGUCGUUAAUAACAGAGUUCAAUAAAUAAGACAUAUACAAAACACGAUACACGGAACGGACGCACAUUACAAAAAACACGAAGGGACAUUGACAAUCGAUCGUGACCGGGCUGAGGUAAAGUCUAGACUAGCGGUCAAAGUGGUCUAUGACGUUGUCUCUGUCUUCUUAUCACCGGUGCGUGUUCAUUCAUUCAUUGUUCCCCUCCUGUAUCCUAAUAGAUGUAUUGUAAAUAUAGUUGGAUUGAAAGGAGAGUUUAUCGUUCAAAACGUUUUGAUGGUCUGCUUUAACUGCUCUGUAUAUUUUAAACUCCUCCAAUGUGUUUCUGUUUAAACGGUCCUGCGAAAAAUGUAAAACUUCCAUAUUUUUCACAUUAAAACGUUUUGAACGAUAAACUCUCCUUUCAAUCCAACUAUAUUUACAAUACAGCUAUUAGGAUACUGGAGGGGAACAAUGAAUGAAUGAACACGCACCGGUGAUAAGAAGACAGAGACAACGUCAUAGACCACUUUGACCGCUAGUCUAGACUUUACCUCAGCCCGGUCACGAUCUAUUGUCAAUGUCCCUUUGUGUUUUUAGUAAUGUGCGUCCGUUCCGUGUAUCGUGUUUUGUAUAUGUCUUAUUUAUUGAACUCUGUUAUUAACGACCUUCGAAUGAAGUGAUUAUUUGACAUCUUGAGGCCUGAAGAUGGUUCAAUAAUGAACCGAAACUAGUUGCCAAAAUCAGCAACAAAGGAUUACUAUAUGCAGGUAUUGUAAACCAUUUUAAGAAAUAUUUCCUCUGAAAAAAAACAAAAUUUUGAGUUGGUUAUCAAUUCAGAUUUUAAAAAACCAAAUAGAUUGUAUAAGAUAAUUUUAUUGCAAUUGUAUUGCAAGAUUUUCAGCAACCUUUAAUUGUUUAAUUAAUAUUACAUCAUGUUGUUAGAUAAUUUUGUCAAAUUUUCUUUUGAGAUUUAACCAAGUUUGUACGUAAUGAAGAAUUAAACAAAUUAGUGUUGCUGAACUCUCUAUUUUCUUUUUAUAAAAAAUAUAGCCCUAUUUUUUUAUAUACUAUUGAUAUGUUUUGGCAGCUUUAACUAUAUUGAUUAUUGAUAUUUUUAUUUUGCUGAAGUACGCUUGAUAUUUAUAUUGAAAUUGUUAUUUUACUUGCUUAUACUUCCAAUUUUAAUUCUGCCUGUUAUAAAGAUCAGUUAUUUACAUUAUUAUGAUAUUAGUCAAUUAUUAUAAGAGAUUAUAUAUUUUAUUGCAAAAUGAUUAUU
Macrosteles quadrilineatus (aster leafhopper) is the source of this 9656-nucleotide messenger RNA. RefSeq names its product phosphatidylinositol 4-phosphate 3-kinase C2 domain-containing subunit beta-like. NCBI's taxonomy places the organism in Eukaryota, Metazoa, Arthropoda, Insecta, Hemiptera, Cicadellidae. The record is from RefSeq and is a predicted model, not a curated record. Gene Ontology annotation, cellular component: phosphatidylinositol 3-kinase complex; plasma membrane; cytoplasm. Gene Ontology annotation, molecular function: 1-phosphatidylinositol-4-phosphate 3-kinase activity; 1-phosphatidylinositol-3-kinase activity; phosphatidylinositol binding. The transcript is spliced from 33 exons. Gene Ontology annotation, biological process: phosphatidylinositol-mediated signaling; cell migration; phosphatidylinositol 3-kinase/protein kinase B signal transduction. The coding region runs from base 179 to 5422 and encodes 1747 amino acids.